Pediculus humanus corporis (human body louse) is the source of this 1044-nucleotide messenger RNA. Its product is annotated as class A rhodopsin-like G-protein coupled receptor GPRnpy3, putative. Gene Ontology annotation, molecular function: neuropeptide Y receptor activity; neuropeptide binding. Gene Ontology annotation, biological process: G protein-coupled receptor signaling pathway. Lineage: Eukaryota; Metazoa; Arthropoda; Insecta; Psocodea; Pediculidae. Gene Ontology annotation, cellular component: plasma membrane; neuron projection. The record is from RefSeq and is a predicted model, not a curated record. The transcript is spliced from 3 exons. The coding region runs from base 1 to 1044 and encodes 347 amino acids.
AUGAUUGUGUCCGUUAUCGGUAACGGUUUGGUUUGUUAUCUCGUCAUGAGUUCCACAAGAAUGAAAACCGUUACAAAUUAUUUCAUAGUUAACUUAUCCGUCGGUGACAUGCUCAUGACGUUUCUAUGCGUACCUUUUUCAUUUGUCAACAUAUUAAUAUUAAUGUAUUGGCCUUUCGGUGAAAUAAUGUGUAGGCUCGUGUCUUUUUGGCAAGGUGUCUCCGUAUUUGUGAGUGCAUACACUCUCGUUGCCAUAAGCGUCGAUAGGUACAUAGCUAUAAUGUCACCCUUCAAACCGAGAAUGUCUAAAUCCACGGCAAAAGUACUAAUAGGUACCAUUUGGUUCACCGCGUGUUUAACCGCUUUUCCCAUAUUGAUCGUAUCUAAAACGUUCAAACCUGACGAUCCUUUGUACGACGAUUGCGAACGUUACGUUUGUCAAGAACAUUGGGAUUCGGAAAAGGAAAAAUUUUAUUAUACCAUUGUUCUUAUGUUUUUACAAUAUGGCGUUCCUUUUUUCGUUUUGGUUUACACGUACACGAGAAUAACUAUCGUCGUGUGGGGUAAAAAAACACCCGGAGAAGCUGAAAAUGCACGGGAUCAAAGAAUGGCGAAAAAAAAAAGAAAGAUGAUAAAAAUGAUGGUGACGGUUGUUUUAGUAUUCACAAUUUGUUGGCUUCCUUUUAACAUUCUUCAAAUAUUUCUCGAUUAUGAAAUUGUAAGAAAUUGGUUGGGACUUCCAUAUAUAUGGUUUUCAUUUCACUGGCUCGCCAUGUCACACGCUUGUUAUAAUCCAUUUAUUUAUGCAUUUAUGAACAACAGAUUUAAAAUCGGAUUUAUCGGAAUAUUGUCGAAAUUUCGAUGCACGAGAAAUCUCGUAUCGAAAUAUAAUAAAACGGCAAUUGCUGGCCUCGCAUUAACCGGUAUAGAAUUCGCUGAAUUUUCAUUAAAUCGAAGGCAGACGACAACAACGACGACGACGUAUUUAUCAGUUAAGAAUAAAAACGAUAUAAAUGCAAUUAGACAUAACGACGAUAUGGAUUAA